AUGGACGUGGAACUCGAGGAGGAGGAGGAGCGCAUUUGCCUCAGGACCGCGGAGGAGGGACAGUUGGCCAACAUGGAUGACGACAAGCUGGUUUCAGACGAGGUGCACCUGCGCCAGUUGAGUGCGACGCCCUCGUCGGCCUUUUCGCUGCAACACAGUCGGGGAAGCAACACGAAAGAGGAGGCGCCUCCAGAAGGCGGCACCAUGGGUGGGAACUCAGCUGCUCCGGGAGAGGAGAGGGAACCCGAUGAGAGGGUAGUGCUGCGCCGGGCGGUGGACAAGGGAGCCGUCGCCUUGGCGCAAAUCGACGACCUAAAACUAGAGGGGGAUGAUGACGAUGAGGCGGCGGUGAAUGACGGGGAGGUUGAUGGCCUGGGUCUAAGUAAUCCUGCUGCGCAGACCACGGAUGAUGAGCAGAUUACGGUCAACGGAACUGGAGCAGCGGCCACAUCCUCGGUGGCAGCCGAUGCCGCGUCCUCCGAGCAGGAUGCAGCCAGCACAGCGAUGGCCACUCCGGACAUGUCCAAAAUACCCCGACUUCCCGGCGACGGUGCCCAAAUGGAGGACACUGGCACUGGCGACCUGCCGCCAUCGCUGCGUGCCUCCACCACAUCAAUUUUGUCCAAUUUGCGCAAGAAACAGCAGGGCGGCCCCCUGCGCGGGGGCGUGGCCAAGCAGACGCCUCUGCGGGUGCAGUCCGUCCGGAUUGUGGAGGCCAAGCGGGCCUACGGACCCAAACGCCGCACGGAGAGCUGCAGCAUCUUUGGCAACAGCAAUUUCGAACACGAUUUGGAAUCGGGAAACUCACUAGCCAGCAUUGCUGGUCAAUCGCAGCGUCCUUUAAACAACGAGAUGUAUUCCGCUUUCAAGAGCGGCAACGUGGUCAAAGGAAUCCUGUGUCCUUCGCUGACCAACUCCUUCAAGCAGAGCUCUCUGGAACGAUCCUACCUGACCUACACGCACCGACAGCGCCAGAAGUCCCUUAUCAUUGUGAACGUAGUUGACUUUGUUCUAAAAAUUGUUUUGGCUUUUGUCUGGAUAAUGCGGCGAAGUGAACUGGGACCCAUUGAAAGCGAGGAUGGAACGAGCAUGGCGACGGCCAUCACUUGGUCGGUGUGCUGCGGGAUUGCCAACAUGGCCAUCUGCUUUUUGGGCUACUGGCGCUGCUUUGCCAACAACUAUUUGCACUGGGCGGCGGUCUGCACAUGGGUGCUCUUCAACAUCCAGGGAUUCGUUGGCCAAGGCGUGGGAUUCGCGGAUCGCGAGUACCUGGUCUGGUACAUCCUGUUCGUCAUCUUCGUGCCGUAUGCGAUGCUCCCACUGCCCCUGAAGUGGUGCGUUGUGGGCGGAACCAUCACGGCCAGCUGUCACCUGGCCGUAAUUACCAUCAUCAAACUGCAGCACGGCGAGGCCACCAUAAAUCCCGAGUGCGUGCUCUUCCAGAUCUUUGCCAACUUCAUUCUGUAUACGGCCAUCAAUGUGGCCGGUAUGUACACAAAGUAUCUCACGGAUCGCGGACAACGACUGGCAUUCAUAGAAACCCACAAGGCAAUGGAGCACAAAAAGGAGUCGGAAAAGGAGCUACAGCGCACUCAAAAACUACUGGAUUCAAUUCUGCCCAACAUCGUGAACAAUCAAAUUCGCAGCGAAAUGUACAAGGGCACGGAUCCCACGGUGGAGACGCAGUUCAACAAAUUGUACGUUUAUCCCAUGCACAAUGUGAGCAUUUUGUUCGCCGACAUUAAGGGUUUCACCGAGUUGGCCAGCAAAACUUCCGCCCAGCAGCUGGUGAAAAUCUUAAACGACCUGUUCGCCCGUUUCGAUCGCAUUGCGGAGGACAACCACUGUCUGCGUGUGAAGCUGCUGGGCGAUUGUUACUAUUGUGUGUCCCAGUUCGAGAGCGACAACUGGAAGACGCGGCCGGAUCACGCGGUGUGCAGCGUGGAAACUGGCCUGCACAUGAUAAAGGCCAUUAAGGAUGUGCGCCUGCACACGCAUGUGGACCUCAACAUGCGAAUCGGCAUACACAGCGGUUCAGUGAUGUGCGGCGUCCUGGGCAACAAGAAAUGGCAUUUUGACGUCUGGUCUAAUGAUGUUAUCAUUGCGAAUCACAUGGAAUCCGGCGGAAUUCCCGGAAGAGUCCAUAUUUCGGAGGCGACGCUCAAGUGCCUGAACGACGCCUACGAGGUGGAACCGGGAAACGGCGGCUGUCGGGACAAUCACCUCAAAAUGCUGAACGUUAAGACUUACCUCAUCAAGCGCACUGAGCCAUUGAGACCCAAGCGGCGCUUUGGCACACGCAGCAGCGCCCAUUUGGCGGGAAGUGUGGCCACUGCCGCUGCCCCCUGCACCACGCCCACCGCCCUGCCCAAAUCAAUCUCAGCCAGCGGAAGCGGAAGUAUCGGCGGGGUCACCGCGACGGGCAACGAUGGCGCCAGCAUCGACGGACGGAGUCUGGAGUACGCGGCCACCAUUGCUGUGCCCGCCCAGCAACCCACGCAACUUCUUCAGCAGCAGCAGAAGAAGAACAUAUCCCUGAACUCCCUGCCCAAUGUGGUCGAGGGCGUGGCCAUGGACAGUCGCAGGAUUAGGAACGGCUGUGGCGUAAUGGGAGGAGCAGGUGGCGCCGGAGGCGGUGGAACGGGCCCAUGCGGCAUGUCCACCGUGUCCUCGCCCACGGCCAUGAUGUCGGCUCCUCUGGAAGUGCAGCUGCGACCCAGGAACGGAGCCUGUAGCAUUCAAAAUCUGGCGGAGGCCAUCGACGGCAAGGGUCUGAUCAUUGAGGAUGAGUCCACCACCGACUGGAUACCCGAGAUUCCGUUCAAGAACCUUAACAGUCCUGAAGAAGGCCUCAACCGUGCCGACUCCAUACUGGUUGAUACCAAGGAGGAUCAUAGAGUCUCUGUGGCGGUUCUGGAUGAGGAGAUCGACGAGUUCAUCGAGCAGAACAUUCAAAUCAAUUCGAAUAAGGAAAUCCGACGCGAGUACCUAAAUCCCUGGACCCUCAAGUUCAAGGACAAGAGCCAGGAGCAGAAGUUCUGCCAGUUGCGGGAGGAUAUGUUCCGAUCCAAUAUGCUGUGUGUGUUUGUCAUCUGGAUAUUUAUGGUGCUGUGCCAGGUCAUCAUCAUUCCACGCUGCACGCGUCUCAUUAUUUGCCUCUCCGUGGGCACGGUAAUUCUAACUUUUUGUUGCGUCCUGGUCAUGGCCGAGGAGUUUCCAGGUUUACCCCGCUGCCUGAAGACGAACUCUGCGAAAUUGGUACACCAACGGCAGCGUCGCACUCUAUUCAUUUGCGGCGUCAUCGUGUCCAUGUGCAUGCUGAGUGCCAUCGGACUGGUCCUUUGUCCUUCGUCCACCUACAUAGGCACCGCCGACGAGCACUCACGAUUCCUGCGCAUGGUUUCGCCAUACAGCAACACCUCCAUGACGGAGAAGGAGUUCAAGCUGAAUGUCUAUCUGUCGGCCACCAUCCAUCACAAUAUCACAAUUAGCACGCCGGCCAGUGGAGGGCCCACUCCCCUGGUGGAUAUCACAAGUAGUGGUCCCUCCGACGAGUUCGUGAGGAGCACGCUCAAUGCGCUCACUUUGAAUCUGACUCCUUCCCUGCCGCAGUCCCAUCGGCCCUAUACACUGACCACAAAUGGACACAGUGUUUCCCUUAGUAACCUCAGCUAUUCAGAUGCUUCGGUGAUGCAAAGUUACACGGAUGCUGAGGGGCACUGUGCCCAUCCGGAGUACUUGGUGUUCACCUGGGUGCUCUGCCUGGUGUCCUUGGCCACCGCUUUGAAGCUGUACUACCUGGUCAAGGCCCUGAUGGCCUUGUCCAUGGUGGCAUUCUACACCACGCUGAUCAUGAUGAAGUUCGGCUCCGGCGAUAGCUUCAGUUUGGUGGAGCUCUCUAGACUGGGCAUGCCGCUGGGGGUCCAAAUGCUGAUACUGCUAAUAUCCUUCCUGGUGAUGGUCUGCUACCAUGCUAGAUUAGUGGAGGUAACCUCGCGUCUGGACUUCAUAUGGAAGGAACAAGCCGAGCGUGAACUGACCAACAUGAAAUCCAAUCGCGCGCUUAAUGACACAUUAAUUAAGAACAUCCUGCCGGACCAUGUGGCCACCUAUUACCUAUCCGACGAGCACACGGACGAGCUCUACUCCAAGAUGCACAAUCUCUGCGGCGUGAUGUUCGCCUCCAUUCCGAACUUCCAGGACUUUUACUCCGAGGACAUCGACAAUGGCAAGGCCUGCAUUCGUAUUCUCAAUGAGAUUAUCUGUGACUUUGAUGAAUUGCUGGAGGAGCCGCGAUUCGCAUCGGUGGAGAAAAUCAAAACAGUGGGUGCCACCUAUAUGGCGGCAGCGGGAUUAAAUCACGAGCAUCUCAGACUUCGCGGCGAGACCUCUGAGGAUAGUGUCUGCGACCUGGUGGAGUUCGCCUUUGCCAUGAAGCAAAAGCUGGAGGAGAUCAAUGGGGAUGCCUUUAAUAACUUCCAGCUGCGUGUGGGAAUCUGCAGUGGUCCUUUGGUGAGUGGAGUGAUUGGAGCCAGGAAGCCGGUCUACGAUAUCUGGGGCAAUACGGUCAAUGUGGCCUCACGAAUGGACUCCACGGGCGAGAACUGGCGAGUUCAGGUUCCGGAGAACACGGCGGAAUUGCUUUGCUCCAGGGGUUACACGUGUGUGAAACGUGGUGAAAUCGCUGUGAAGGGCAAGGGCAUGAUGACCACCUUUUAUGUGCAUCCCAAGGGAAUAUCGGAGAGCCAGCUCAUCUCACCGGUUCGCAUGCCAGCCGGGAUUCCCCUGGCCCAAACCCCGAAUCUCCAGCGGCAGACCUCCCAUCAUGGAUCCUUCAGUGCCGUGGUUUUCGGAAUGCUUCAGGCGAGCAAACGCAGCACAGCUAUUGCCGGAACACCCACGGGCACUCCUUCUCCGCAAAUCCGUCGAGGACAUCGGGGAAGCACCUUCAGCUCGGUCCGGUUGUCACAAAAGUCCACCACGGUAAAUCCUGUGCGCCGGAAUACAACCCGUGUUCGGGGACGUUCAUAUCGACAGAAAAAGAGUUCCUCCAACAACUCGAUCGUCACGCAGGCCAGCUCCAGCUAUAUGCCCUCGUUCCGACGGAUCGACCAGAUCGAGACGACGAUAUCGAAGAGCCACAACGACGCGUUAUAGCCGAGUACGCGCACUCACUGGGUCUAAGUCGAUCUCAAGGCGAUAGAGUGUCUGAUGAAUUUAUUUUUGGAACGAUUUUAUACAAAUGGAGUUACGCCGGCAUAAGUUUCCAAGUUUGUUGGCUUAACACUGAAAUGAAUGGUGGAGAACGACACUGAAGCUACUUAGUAGAAUUUUUAAAUCACCAUACUUGAAGUUGCAAGAAUUACAUUUAUCUCAGCACAAUUCUAGUCGUUAAACUUAAGAACUGUCGUUUAUAUGUAUGUGUGCGUUUGAAAUCUGUUUAGAGUAAGACAUUUGGAUCUUCCCAAAAAAGCCAACCGUACGAAAUGCCAAUGAACCUACUAGCUUUGUUCAAUUCAACCAAAAUGAGUACCAACUAGUUUUCUAGUACUAGUAGUCAAUUUAACAGCCAGUAAUCAAAUAGAAAAUCAAAUAUUCGUUGUACAAACCGUUUCUUCUGAUCAAAGAGCGGAAAUGUAAAUAAAGUAAGCAUACUUAUGUGUAAAAUAUUUUACGACCAUCUAAAUGUAAUGAGGCGGUGAAGUGUUACUUAUAUGUGAAAUGGAUUUUGGCAAAUAUAAGGUGUGUUACUAUACAGCCAGCACCUAUUUAGCACUUUAAUUGUAAUUAUACAAUUCGUUAUAAAUAAAUGUGAUAAGCAAAACUAACAAAU
This is a messenger RNA of Drosophila mauritiana, 5833 nucleotides long. RefSeq names its product adenylyl cyclase 78C (gene Adcy8). The transcript has 23 exons. Gene Ontology annotation, biological process: cAMP biosynthetic process; intracellular signal transduction; adenylate cyclase-activating G protein-coupled receptor signaling pathway. NCBI's taxonomy places the organism in Eukaryota, Metazoa, Arthropoda, Insecta, Diptera, Drosophilidae. The record is from RefSeq and is a predicted model, not a curated record. Bases 1 to 5157 code for a protein of 1718 amino acids. Gene Ontology annotation, molecular function: adenylate cyclase activity. Gene Ontology annotation, cellular component: plasma membrane.